This is a messenger RNA of Lachancea lanzarotensis, 2751 nucleotides long. It is a transcript of the gene RAD54, whose product is annotated as LALA0S09e06590g1_1. Gene Ontology annotation, molecular function: hydrolase activity, acting on acid anhydrides; ATP-dependent chromatin remodeler activity; DNA translocase activity. The transcript has a single exon. Gene Ontology annotation, biological process: reciprocal meiotic recombination; double-strand break repair via synthesis-dependent strand annealing. The coding region runs from base 1 to 2751 and encodes 916 amino acids. The record is from RefSeq and is a predicted model, not a curated record. Lineage: Eukaryota; Fungi; Ascomycota; Saccharomycetes; Saccharomycetales; Saccharomycetaceae. Gene Ontology annotation, cellular component: nucleus.
AUGGCUCGACACAAGCUUCCUGAUAGACCGCCAAAUGGCAUUGGAGCUGGACAGAGACCUUCGAUGCGUCCAAAAGCCCUCAAUAUCGACGCCGCUCAUGCCGUUCUUGCCAAACCAUUCAAGGUUCCGCUCAAGUCGAUUUCGCCCAACGUGGCCACUGGGACACGCCACACCAUGCGAAAGAGAAGUAGACCGCUGACCUAUGCAGAACCUGGUCUUUUGGAAAAGGAUACUGCAGCAGAUCUUGACGAUGACAAUUACCAGGACGUAAUUACACAACCACACAAAAAACGAGUCGACGCGCUUUCUGCAUGCCGUCUAUCGCAGGAUUCAAAUCGUCUGCGAAGCAUCGAAUUUACUCUCAAAAGAUCGUUUACUGUCCCGAUCAAAGGGUAUGUUUCCCGGCACAAUUUCUCCCUUUCGCUGGGAACUAAACCCAAAAUUGUUUUAGAGCCCAGACCACUCCACGAUCCUUACGAUGAGCUUGCCCUUGUACUUUAUGACCCUAGUGUUGAUGGACAAACUCCGCAGAUUAUUCAAGAGCAAAUGAACCCCACAGUCACAGAAGAUAAAAAAUCUUUGAAGGGCAAGAAAAAGACACCUGAAGUAGACAUUAAGCAAAACAUUCCACUGCCAAGUACCCCCGCCUUUGCAUCACAAAUUCAUCGCAAAAAGCUCUCGAAUGGACUUCCUAACAAGACGCUAGCAGAACUUCUGGGGCAAACAACAGUGGAGCAAAAAGAGUUUGCUAGUGUUCCCGUUGUAAUCGACCCGCUUCUAGUUAAAAUUUUACGCCCCCACCAAGUCGAAGGUGUCAGAUUCUUGUAUCGCUGUGUCACUGGCUUGGUGAUGAAAGAUUUUCUGGAUCAGCAAACUGUACUGAAACAAGCCGAUCGAGUCAUCUCAGAAGGCGACGGUUCUUCUCCUUCGACGCCUGAACCCAUUUUGAAGCCUGAUACAACCGAAAAGCCGACACUCAAUGAGACAGAGCAAACUCCUCUCGUUACCGCACAAAACAGAGGUGCCUAUGGUUGUAUUAUGGCGGACGAAAUGGGUUUAGGGAAAACUUUACAAUGCAUUGCCCUUCUUUGGACCUUGCUGCGACAAGGGCCACAAGGCAAAAGGACGAUAGAAAAAUGCAUUAUUGUGUGUCCUUCUUCACUGGUUAAUAAUUGGGCUAAUGAACUAGUAAAAUGGCUAGGGAAAGGUACAUGCCCUGCUUUACCAAUGGAUGGAAAGAAGAGUUCUUUGAACAACGGAACGGUUGCAGAUGCCAUUCGUCUGUGGGCCUCCGCACAGGGUAGAAAUGUAGUAAAGCCUGUGCUUAUCAUUUCCUAUGAAACCCUUCGGCGUAAUGUUACUUAUUUGCAGAAUGCCAACGUGGGUCUGUUGCUAGCAGAUGAAGGGCAUCGUCUGAAGAACGCAGAAUCAUUAACAUUUACAGCUCUCAAUAGCAUCGAGUGCCCCAGACGUGUCAUAUUAUCAGGUACUCCAAUCCAGAAUGAUCUUUCCGAGUAUUUUGCAUUGCUUAACUUUUCGAACCCGGGCUUGUUAGGUUCGCGAAGUCAAUUUAGGAGGAACUUCGAGCUUCCCAUCUUGCAAGGUAGAGAUGCAGAGGCUGACCCGGCGGAAAUCGCGAAAGGUGACGAAAAACUACAGGAUUUGUCCAAUAUAGUAUCGAAGUUCAUCAUUCGGCGUACUAACGACAUUCUCUCAAAAUAUUUGCCGUGCAAAUACGAGCAUGUUAUAUUUGUGAACCUGAAGCCCUUUCAAAAGACCCUUUAUGAACAGAUGAUCAGGUUACGGGAAAUUCAGCUAGCUGAAAAGGAGGUUGAAAAAGGCUCAAACAGAGGGGAGCAGCCACUUAAGCAUAUCGGGCUGUUGAAGAAGCUUUGUAACCACCCAGACUUGCUGGAUCUUGCCGAUGAUAUUGAGGGCUCGCAGCAUCUGAUACCCGAUGACUACCAAAACUCAACUUUGACAAAGCGCGGUCACAGUGAGGUGCAGACGUGGUACUCGGGCAAAUUUUCCAUCCUAAAGCGGUUUCUGCAUAAGAUCAAAAAAGAGUCUGAUGACAAGAUAGUGCUAAUUUCCAAUUACACCCAAACACUUGAUCUGAUCGAGCGCAUGUGCAGAGCUAGUAAUUAUGCUGUUGUGCGGCUCGAUGGGACCUUGAACGUAAACAAACGUCAGAAGCUUGUGGAUCGCUUCAACGAUCCCGAGGGUCAGGAGUUCAUCUUUCUGCUGAGUUCCAAAGCUGGUGGCUGUGGUAUAAACCUAAUUGGUGCCAAUAGACUAAUAUUGAUGGAUCCGGACUGGAACCCGGCGGCAGAUCAGCAAGCAUUAGCUCGUGUUUGGAGAGAUGGCCAGAAGAAAGAUUGUUUCAUUUACAGAUUCAUAUCUACUGGCUCAAUUGAGGAAAAAAUCUAUCAACGUCAAUCCAUGAAAAUGAGUUUGAGCUCUUGCGUCGUCGACGAAAAAGAGGAUGUCGAAAGACUGUUCAGCGCAGAAAACCUGAAACAAUUAUUUCACCUAAGAAACGACACGGUCUGUGACACUCAUGAAACUUACCAAUGCAAAAGAUGUCACAAGAGUAAACAGAGGAUCAAACCAAAAACAAUGCUUUACGGAGAUCCAACGACAUGGAAUCAUCUCGAUCGUGAAGCCUUGAAGUCCACCAACGAUCACUUGCUGCAGAACGAAGCUCAGUUUCAGGACAUUAGCUAUGUCUUUCAGUACAUCUCACAUUAA